AUGAAGCUGGCGGCGGAUCCAGCGCUUCCGGGGCUCACGGCGGAGACGUUGCCAUUCAGCGCCACCGCCAUCUUCGCGGGGUGGUUGGUGGGCUCGGUGAGCCUGAAGCAAGCCCUGGAGAUGCUGAGCAAAGCGCAGUUCCUCGCCAUCUCCUCGGUGCUGCUUUGCUUGUCGACCCUGGCCACGGUGACGCUUCCGCAUCUGACGGGUGGAAGAAACAUCUUCGUCUUCUCGGCCGUGCGCUUCGUGACUGGGCUGUUGUUUGCCACCGGCCCCGUGGGGAACCUCUACCAUGUGCAGGACUGCUUGCCGCCCUGCCGCCGCAAUCAAGCGAUGGCCUUCAUCAAUACUGCUUACUCGAUUAUGGCAGUGCUUAUGGCCACCAGUUGUGGCAUGUUUCAGUUCCUUGACUGGCGGCUAGAUGCUUUGCUGUGGUGUGGCUUGCCUCCCUUCUUGGCAUUCUUCAUUGCUUUCAAGAAGCCGACGGAGUUGUUACAGUCCAUUCCUGACACCAUCCAAUCCAGGACGAACUGCAACAGCAGCAGACCAGGUGAGACUGACAAAAUGAGUCCAUCCGUCUUACAAGCGGCUCUGAAAUUGGCCGUUUGCUUCUUGGCUUGCGGUGUCGGGUCCUAUGGUUUAAGCUACUCAGCAGGGAAGCUUUCAGAGAGCCUCUACACCAACUCAGUGCUACUCAACAGCGCAGACAUCCUCGGCUACAUUGCCGUGCUGGGCGCGGAUUCUGUGGGUCGCAAAACCUUCCAGGCUGGGAGCUACUUGUUGGCUGGAGUCAGUUUGCUCCUUUGUGCCAUCUUGCAGCCUGGCAGUUGGACCAUCAUCGCUUGUGCCAUGGCGGGUCGGAUCUGCCUGAACGUAGCCUUCACCACGAUCUAUGUCGCCUUGGCCGAGAUCUUUCCCGAGACCAGCCAGAAGAGCGUGCUGCCCAUGUGUCAGAUCGCCGCCAGGCUGGGCGGCGUCUUGGCCCCGCUGAGCGGCACGCUGCCGGCGGCCCUGUCGUGCCCCGCCUUCGGCGCCGCCUGCGUGGUUGCGGCCAUGGCCACUCUGAGCCUUCCGGAGAAGUUGGAGGACACCUGA
Messenger RNA from Effrenium voratum, 1095 nucleotides. NCBI's taxonomy places the organism in Eukaryota, Dinophyceae, Suessiales, Symbiodiniaceae. The record is from the annotation of a GenBank genome assembly.